Messenger RNA from Cucurbita pepo subsp. pepo (vegetable marrow), 1554 nucleotides. Its product is annotated as branched-chain amino acid aminotransferase 2, chloroplastic. Gene Ontology annotation, molecular function: branched-chain-amino-acid:2-oxoglutarate transaminase activity. Gene Ontology annotation, biological process: branched-chain amino acid metabolic process. Gene Ontology annotation, cellular component: chloroplast. The record is from RefSeq and is a predicted model, not a curated record. Lineage: Eukaryota; Viridiplantae; Streptophyta; Magnoliopsida; Cucurbitales; Cucurbitaceae.
UUAAGGCAGGAAUUUAGUUGGGUACUGGGCGCUGAAAAGUAUUUAGAGGGAGGGAAUCAACGGGGUUCUGAGAGCGAGCGAGGGAAUCAACGGGGUUCUGAGAGCGAGGGACAACGUGCACAAUCCAAUUCGCGGAACUUUCGGUUACACUUCACAGAAAGCAAUGGAGGGCAGCGCCGCCGUAACCGGUCUGAAGCCAGAUUACCUUCUUCCUUCUUCUCGCCGUGCUUCUCCUUUUCUCCAUUCCUAUACAUCUUCACGCUCCUCCUUCCACAGAAAGCAUUCGUCUCCAUUCUUUCAUAAGUUCCAGAAGAAGCUUCGUCUUCCUUCCUUCAAUGCUCGUCAAGCUGUAUCUCCCAUCAGCAAAGAGGAAAAGGAAGUACCCGACUUAGAUUGGGACAAUCUUGGUUUUUCGAUAGUUCCUACUGAUUAUAUGUAUGUCAUGAAAUCUUCUCAUGGUGGAGACUUUUCCAAUGGCGAAUUGCAGCGUUUUGGGAACAUUGAACUGAGUCCUUCUGCUGGAGUCUUAAAUUAUGGGCAGGGAUUAUUUGAGGGUCUAAAAGCAUACAGAAAAGAAGACGGUUCUAUUCUUCUCUUUCGUCCAGAGGAAAAUGCAUUGAGGAUGAGGUCGGGUGCAGAGAGGAUGUGCAUGCCAUCACCAACUGUUGAUCAGUUUGUGGAAGCUGUGAAGGCAACUGUUGCGGCCAACAAACGUUGGGUGCCCCCUUCAGGUAAGGGUUCAUUGUACAUCAGGCCUUUGCUGAUGGGUAGUGGAGCAGUUCUUGGUCUUGCCCCUUCUCCUGAGUACACAUUCUUAAUUUAUGUUUCACCUGUUGGAAACUAUUUUAAGGAAGGCAUUGCACCCAUAAAUUUAGUUAUUGAGCAUGAGUUACAUCGUGCUACACCUGGAGGUACUGGAGGUGUAAAAACUAUUGGCAAUUAUGCUGCGGUCCUGAAGGCGCAAUCUGCUGCAAAAGCGAAAGGCUAUUCUGAUGUUUUGUACCUUGAUUGUGUGCACAAAAAAUAUCUCGAGGAGGUUUCAUCCUGCAAUAUUUUUGUCGUGAAGGGGAAUGUGAUCUCUACUCCUGCCAUAAAAGGGACAAUAUUACCUGGAAUUACGAGAAAGAGUAUAAUUGACGUUGCUCGUAGCCUUGGAUAUGAGGUUGAGGAACGAUUUGUGGCAGUGGAUGAAUUACUUGAAGCUGACGAGGUCUUUUGUACGGGGACAGCAGUGGUUGUAUCACCUGUGGGCAGCGUCACAUAUCUCGGAAAAAGGACAUCUUAUGGAGAUGGUGUUGGAGUUGUUUCACAACAACUCUAUUCUGUGCUUACCAGAUUACAAAUGGGCCUUAUCGAAGAUAAGAUGAAUUGGACUGUCAGCCUAUCGUAGGCAUAGGGUGACAUUAUAAAACCCCCCUCUACCUUUUUCGCUAGUUCCAGAAAUUGUAGUUUUCUCAUAUCUAAUUUAACCGUGUAGAUAGUUUUGGACAGUGUUCCAAGAAUUUUAAGAUUUCCUGCAUGUUUUGGUUUGAACUGGAAAUGACUAGCGUGACA